This is a messenger RNA of Penicillium brasilianum, 1630 nucleotides long. NCBI's taxonomy places the organism in Eukaryota, Fungi, Ascomycota, Eurotiomycetes, Eurotiales, Aspergillaceae. The record is from the annotation of a GenBank genome assembly.
GCCCGGGCAAGGUUACUCUCGCUGUGCUUAUGCUGACCGUCUGACUCAUGAGGAUCACCAACUAACUUAACUUCACUAGGUACAUGCAGGGGUUAUUCUUUGCUAUUGAUAUUCUCGUUUUGAUUUUUCUACGUUGCAACCCAUGUCGACGAACCAAAUAAUGUCUCGAAAUGAUUUAUCAGACAUCCUCAAAGCAAGCUCCCUCGACCUAACCCCCUAUGAGGAUCUCUACAAAUAUUUCCACGCCAAUCCCGAACUCUCCCUCCAAGAGAGUUCUACCUCUGAAAAAGUCACCGCCCAUCUGGACGCGCUCAACGCCUAUGAAAUUCAUACCCACAUUGGUGGUUACGGCCUCGCGGGAGUCCUCCGAAAUGGGCCCGGAAAAACGAUCCUGUUGCGCGCUGACAUGGACGCGCUCCCCGUGAAGGAACUCACGGGUCUCCCCUAUGCAAGCUCGGUCACCAUGCGUGAUGCCGAUGGUAACGAGAAGCCGGUGAUGCAUGCCUGCGGACAUGACAUGCACAUGACCUGUCUCCUGGCUGCGGCCGAAACUCUCGCAAAGAUGCGAGAUGUCUGGAGCGGCACACUCAUCGUGCUCUUCCAGCCUAAUGAGGAACGAGGCGGCGGGGCCCAGGCUAUGGUCGAUGAUGGAUUGUAUUCGAAGAUUCCCGUGCCGGAUUACCUCUUCGGUCAGCACGUUAUGCGUAUGCGUGCGGGGAGCAUUGGCUCCCGACCGGGCACGAUCAUGGCGGCGGCUGACAGUAUGAAAAUCACCGUCUUUGGCCGUGGUGGUCAUGGCUCGCUGCCCCAUCAGACGGUUGAUCCGGCUUUACUCGCGGCGCAUAUCGUCGUCCGACUGCAGAGCAUCGUGAGCCGGGAGGUUGACCCCAGUGACCUGGGGGUCGUCACGGUAGGAAGUCUCCAAGUCGGACAGGCCGAGAAUAUCAUCGCAGACCGAGCGGAAAUCGGACUCGACUUUCGAACUGUGAAACUGGAGACUCGGCAGAAGAUCUUAUCUGCAAUCCAGCGCAUCGUCGAAGCCGAAUGCCUUGCUAGUGGUUCACCCAAACCACCGGUCUUCACGCCCACACGCCGGUUUCCGCCCACGGACAAUGAGAAGCAAGUCGCGACUGAACUCGCCGCAUCGUUCGAGCAGCAUUUUGAGGAUUUCGAUAAUGAUACGCCUCGCACUAACGUGAGUGAGGACUUUUCCAACCUGGGCCGAUGCAGAGAUCUUCCCUGCUGUUUCUGGCUGUUUGGAGGAAUUGAUCCGGAGCUUUGGGAUCGGGUACAUGGAGACGAGAAUCCCAGUGAGGAGAUUGCGGGGAAUCAUUCGGCGCGAUUUUCACCUGUGAUUCAACCGACGAUGAGAGUCGGUGUGGAUGCUUUGUGUUUGGCAGCGCUGACGUUUUUGAGGAAGUAAAUGUAGUUGGUAUGCCAACUGGUUGAAUGUAUACCACCGACAGUGGAGACCAUACAAGUAGAUACGGUGCUAUACUCAUCAGUAGAGCGAUGACUGUAGUCGUUGGUUGUGGAUAGUCUUUGUAGAUGAUACAGUGGACGACCGAAGCAACAGGAUCAUAUGGCAGGGUCUGUUUAUAUUCAGAAUAUCCCUACAGACCGUCUUUUC